AUGACCAAUUUCAGUCUGCUGUCACUUCCUUUUCUGGAUGCAGGAAUGGAAUAUAAUGACAUACUCAACGGCAGUUGGUUCUCAAACUACAGCAGCGGCAUCUCAGAAUAUGACAACACUUUUCUUGUAGGAAUUUACAUAACGACCGGUUUCACUUUUCUUAUCAACCUUGCUGGCUUUGUGGGGAACGGGACGGUCAUUUGGCUUCUUGGCUUCCACACUAAGAGAAAUCCUUUCACCAUCUACAUCUUGAACCUCUCCGUCGCAGACUUUAGUAUACUCACUGCUCUAGCUGGCCUAAAUACAUGUUGGCUUUUAGGUGUCCUCCCUGGUAUAUACUGUUCUGAUUCCCUGCAUGAGUUUUUUUAUGCCUUCUUCUCAUUUAUGUUCAGCGCGAGUCAGUUUCUACUGACGGCCAUCAGCAUUGACAGGUGUGUGUGUCUCUCUUUCCCACUUUGGCACAAGUGUCAUCGGCCAGCACAUUUGUCCACCAUUAUAUGUGCCAUCAUAUGGAUCCUUACGUUCCUGAUCUCUGCUACCCCCACCAUCACCUUCUUGUUAACCAAUAGAAAUUAUACUUAUUUGAGGUACUACCAGUUUCUCCUAAAUGCCAUGCUCUUCACUCCAGUCAUGUUUCUUUCCACACUAGCCAUGAUCAUUAAAGUCUGCUUAAUGUCACCCCAACGUAGACGGGAAAGGCUUUUAACAGUCAUCUUGCUUGCUCUCAUUCUCUUCCUCCUCUUUGCUUUGCCAAUGAAUUUCAUUGAGUAUUUCUACUUCUACACUUCAUAUUUUGAUGAGUAUCUCUAUGAAUAUGGCUUGAUAUGUGUAUCUCUGGACAGCACCAUUAAUCCUCUGAUCUAUUUCCUGAUAGGGAGAAGAAAAAGGGGUAGGUCUAGGGGCAGUGUAAAGAAAAUAUUGGAGAAACUUUUUGAAGAGGGAAACUGUGCAGAGACACUAGAACCCACAGUCCAAACUGAGCUUUGA
This is a messenger RNA of Pogona vitticeps (central bearded dragon), 987 nucleotides long. NCBI's taxonomy places the organism in Eukaryota, Metazoa, Chordata, Lepidosauria, Squamata, Agamidae. The record is from RefSeq and is a predicted model, not a curated record.